This is a messenger RNA of Neltuma alba, 1374 nucleotides long. Its product is annotated as protein arv1 homolog. Bases 118 to 957 code for a protein of 279 amino acids. Gene Ontology annotation, cellular component: cortical endoplasmic reticulum; Golgi apparatus. Lineage: Eukaryota; Viridiplantae; Streptophyta; Magnoliopsida; Fabales; Fabaceae. The record is from RefSeq and is a predicted model, not a curated record. Gene Ontology annotation, biological process: regulation of plasma membrane sterol distribution; sterol metabolic process; sphingolipid metabolic process. The transcript is spliced from 9 exons.
GAGAACCGAAUCCGAAUGCGGAUCAUGUGUGCUUUUCUUUCAGCCCAAUAACUGAUUCAUGCCGGCGGCGUCUCUUUCUCGGUCGCGAGCUCCAGCUGAGAGUUUCUCACCUUUGGAAUGAGGAAAAAGCAGCGAGGAAAAUGGAGAAAUCGUCACCCAAAAAGCGAGCCAGCGAGCCAGCAACCCAGCGAGCAAAGUGAUGAUCUGAUGGAGUACAGAUGCGUGCAGUGUGGAUUCGGGACCAAAACACUGUACGUGCAGUAUUCUCCGGGCAAUAUUCGGCUGAUGAAAUGCGAGAAUUGCAAAGCCGUAGCAGACGAGUACAUAGAAUGUGAAAUCAUGAUUCUGCUAAUAGAUUUAAUGCUUCACAAGUGCAAGGCCUACAGACAUCUUCUCUUCAACGUCCUUAAUAAAAAAGAGUAUAAAUUUGAGGGGUUAUUCUGGAAAUUGGCAGCCAGUUUUCUUCUUUUGGAUGCUUAUAGGAGUUUGGUUUUAGAAAGCAGCAAGGAUGAAUUUGUUUCAUCGAGUGUCUCUUCACCAGUGUCAAUGUGCUGGAAGAUGCUGUUAGAUCUUCUCUUUGGAAACUUUAUGUUUCUUUUGACUUUCAUUUUUGCAAUGAGGAUAUUUAUCGGUACGUCAAUCAGUUUCUCAAGGUGUAAAGACUUGUUGCUUGCAAUCCUGGUCUCAGGUUACUUCAAGGUUUUUCUCAUUUCAAUGACGGUCUGGGAAUUUCCGUCCUCUGUGAUCCUCAUCAUUGAUUUAUUUGUCUUAUCAUCUAAUGCAGUAGCACUGAAAGAUCUGUUGGCACCCAGUGAUGACAGAGUCGACUAUGAAUCGAUGUGUUGGGGUCUGCAUCAGUGCCCAUGCUGUAAAAGUAUUCCUCACUCGGUUAGCUCAGCUCAGAUUGUUGGGGCAUUAAUAAAAUGGAGGCUCAAUUGCCCUUCUCAUUGCCUUUGAAAGCCAGCAUGAUGUUUUUGUAUUGUCAUGCUAAUGUAUUGGCUGUAUAAUUCAGCUCCUUGACACUUGACAGCUUCAUAUUACUGUAAAUUAUACUCAUAUAUUGGGUCAUCAGGGACCUUCAGCUGUAGGCUAGAGUCCAAUUUUGAAGCUGCUUUUUUUUUUUUUUUUUUCCGGGUGGGGGGCGGGAUGGGUUGGUUUGAUAUAUAUUCAUUUGUGAAUGAAGUGUCUAAAUGAUGUAAUGCGUUGAGCCUACAAAUGGAAGACCGGGCUCAUCAAAGUUUUUGUAACUAGGUUUCUUCCUGUGCUGUGUAUGGAAUUUGGAACCUAGUAGAUGAGAUGGUCACUGUUCUUAAGCAGGUUGAAAAGUAAUAUCUUGCAUAGUGUUUUAUAUAUUCAUUAUUUAUUGAUUAUUGA